Molecule: messenger RNA, 12401 nt
Organism: Pocillopora meandrina
Lineage: Eukaryota; Metazoa; Cnidaria; Anthozoa; Scleractinia; Pocilloporidae
Source: the annotation of a GenBank genome assembly
GUGCACUUUUACAGAAAUAUUGAUUCAAAUCCACUUGGACCUACUUUGCCAUCCGACUUCUUCGCUGGCUUUAAUCAGAUGGAUCUUCUGUAAGUUAGUAGCUCUAGAAAAUUCUCCAAUGAUUUCGAAACUUGUAACAAAAACGCCGUGUGCGAACGUGAUCAGUCACGUGCAUGCUUGACUACUCUCUCACUAUUCCUUUUAGAUAACGUCCCUUGUUUUACAUAGUUUUUUCCCAGCUUUUAGCUCCCGGAUGUUGUUUAUUUAGCCAACUGAUUUGUGCUCCUUUGGGUCGAUUCGGCUUUUUCUUUUUCGACAAAGUGGCCAUACCAAUAACUACGCCUGAAAUUCAAUGAUUAUUCGUUUUAAAGUGUCUGCUAUCACCAGACAUGUUUCGUACGAGUUACAAUCAAUUUGAUAAAGCUGGAUCAACAUAGAAAGUUACGUUAUUUUCUUGCGGGUUCAAUUUUACAAAGAGUGACAACAACAAACUUUAGAUGAAAUACAUGUUUUUCACCUCUUUAGAGGUUGGCUGCCAUCCUGUACACAAAGUUGUUUUAAACUACCAGUUCAAUAAAUUCUAAAAACUCGAAGUUCCCCCUCGCGAUCCAGCUCUUUCAAUAAAACUCUUGACUAUUGAGAUAUGACUUAGGAAUGUUGUUUGUACUUUGGCUGAAAAAAAAAACAAAAAAACAAAAAAACAAAAAAACAAAAAAACAAAAAAACAAAAAAACAAAAAAACAAAAAAACAAAAAAACAAAAAAAACAAAAAAAGCAUUGGAAGUGACAGAGAAUUCAUUAGUGAUAGACUUGUCUCAUAAAUCCACUGUCAGAACUUUCCAUACUUACAUUGUUUGGCAGUUUCCCCUACUCUUUCCUUCACUUCAAACUAUUUCUCGACUUUUUUUUCACAGUACCAUGAGUGGGUGCCACCUUGAAGAUAUCGAAAAUGGAACAUUUAAAGCCAUGCAAAAUCUUACAGAACUGUGAGUAAAUUGUUCUUAGAUAUUAUUAUUGAUUUUUCAGAUGUCCAAGCGAUCGUCUGUGCGCGAUAUGCAUCGUGAGAAAAGCGGUCUUAAAGUUAUAUGUACACAAUUAGCUAGAUCAAGAAGUUGUGUGUUAUGUUCUGUUAUGCAAACACUUUUCUUGACGUUUGACUUAGGCAGUCUUAGCAGGUUUAUUUUGCCGAAACUUUUCUAAUCCCGACCAUCCGCAAGUCAUUAUACAUUUGUCCGUUUUUAGUGAUCUGUCCUUCAAUAAGCUGAAUCAUAUACACAAGGGCACGGUGGAAGGACUUACGGAUCAGCUCACAAAUCUGUAAGUAAAUCGUCGUUAAGGAACACCGUUCUUUGCAUAAUAAUAACAACUUACUAAAAAGAACUUUUCAAGAGACCUCGAUCGUUUCUAUGGACAGUGGUCUAAACCACGGAUAGCACUUCUGGUACCCGCCUCAUUUAUUUCACAUUUGAAUAGAUAGGCUGAUUGACUUUCAUAUGCAUCUAUGCAAAGCAGAAGCAAUACGACCCUUCUUCCCCCCUUCCCCCUCGCCUCCACAGAAAAAAAAAAGAGCAAAAAAAGAAUGAUUUUGACUCUCCUAACAACUGAUAGGUUCCUUCACGGAAACGAAUUAGAGACCAUAGGUGAUGGAACGUUUAAACAGUUUAAAGUUCUCGAUAGCUGGUAAGUGAGACACCAAGUGCAAGAUAAACAGAUACUGUAGACCUGAAAUACUUAUAUCUAUACCAAGAGGAUAUGAACAAUUUUUUUGUUUACGGCCAUGUGGCGCUAAAGGCAUCUCGCCCGAAGUCAUGUUGCCCUAAAUCCUGAGUCAUGUCGCCCAAUUUUUUUCAAUCACAAGUAAAAACAUCAACAUGACAUAUAUUGCUUUGUUCGACGCUUGAUCGGGAGUAGCACUAAAUAGUCGUAAAUUCCCAAUCAAACGUAGAAGAUUAAAUAAUGUAUGACAGGAAAAAGAGGAAGGAAAAUAAGAUACUGAAGAAAUGAAACAUUUUUCUGAUUCGACAUGACAGCUUGAAGUGGGUUAAGUUUCAACGUAUUGCGGUAAAGAUGUCAUGCAUUAAAAACAUCCGGAAAUCUGCAAUUUAAAAGUUAUCUUUGAGUUUGCACUGAAAACGUUUUGCCAUGUUUUAUAUACUAUAUCCUGUAGCUCCUUGUUUGUGGACCAUAUAUGAUCGAGGCCCUGAGAAGGACAUUGCUUAUUGCUAAGAAAAACACGAUAGCGUACUGUUCAUUUGCUUUUUUUUCUGUUGUUGUUUGUACGAUUUCUACAGCAUUCUUGGAGAGAACAGGCUAACAUCUGUACCAGAUUUGAAAGGUCCUAAGGUUAUUGGACAUCUGUAAGUAUGGUGCGCCGAUCAAUUCUUAGCUUCAAAAUUGCCCCCCUUCCUUCCCUCUUGGCAAUCCACGGUCAUUUGACCGUUGCCAGUGCCCAAUGGGGUUGGGAAACCUUGCCUUGCUGGGGUGGGCAAUUUGAACCGGAAGUGUUGAGUCUUUCAUGUGGAAGACAAGUGUUCAAUCUUUAAAAUAUGGAGGUGCACGUCUUGGGCAAAUAGUUCACUUUUGCGAGGAAUUGCUUAGAAGAAAAGAUCUACGAAGUGUAGGCUUUAAAGAUUGGUCAAUAUGUAGAAAGUCUUGGUUGCUGUGCAAAAAAAAGGAAAAAAAAUAAGUGGGGCAUUUGAACAUAACUUUUGCUCCGGGAGCGGGAAUUUGAACGAACCAAUCUUCAAAAGUUCAAAACCCGGGGGUGCCUGGGGAGGAUGUUGAAGCUUCGAUCGAUUGACGCAUAACCUUGUAAUACGUACUCUUCUUAAAUUGCAAUAACUGUUAUGGUUUAAUAAGAUAACAAAUGAUAACACAGCCUUCAGAGAUUAUAAAAUGGUUUAUAAUAUCUGAACACCAUCUAACGACAACUGGUAAAGAUGGUUAUUGUAACAUUUCCUUCUAUUGUUGGAAAGAACUACUCCGUGUUUUUUGUUUCUACAUUUUCGUGACUUUAAUCAUCCUUGCAUGAUCAAAUUCCAUUUAUUUGGAGACAGUAAGUCUUCUCAAAAGCUUACCACAGGGUGCCACAAAUUGAGACUGGGUUCAGUUCAAGGUGAGCGUCGAUUCAGAAGAUCUUCAACAGUACGCAAUAUAACGUGUUCAAAUGAUUCUAAUUGAAAGACUUCGCUCAAGUAUCAAAGGUAGCACAAGGAAGAAAAUUCCAAUAAGUUUUCACAAUUUUUUUAAAGUUGUUGUUGUGCUUUUUGCAGACAAUUAAAUAAGAAUCGGAUCAAAGAUAUAUCAAGAAUUGAAACAUCUGGAAUUAAACACCUCUUUGAGCUGUAAGUAUACAAGUGACUUUCUGUGAGUAGACGUUUCCAUUUUGUUUCAUGCAGUAAAUUCUUGUGAUCAGAUUCAUUGGUGCGAGCGUGAUCCAUAUUCCCAGUCCGUGCCGAUGCCAUGCCUGUCUGCAUUGCAGCGUAGUAGAUCGAAUUUCCCCUUACAGAAAAUUCAAACGAGCGCCAUGAAUAUCUUACAAAACAAAUUGGUUCAAACGUCAGCUACGACAUAAAGCACGCACAAAGAUCGGUCAGCAACCAAGAACCUACAGUUGACACCGAGCUUUUUCCGUGCAUUCAAUAUUUCAUGCAUGCUUCAUAUUAUUAUGAAUGCACGCUGGUACAAGAAACAAUGGUAAAAUAUUUAAGAAAGCGACUUAAUUUUCUCUAUAGUAAUAAGGUUUACCUUUCCUCAAAUUUAAGUGCCGUAAUCAUAUUCUUUCUUACGUUUUAGAACAUCAUUUUGGACUUUUGACAUCGAGUAGUUUUCGGAGAUAAAGUUAGCGAUGAUUCUUCGAAAGCAAUUACGUUAAUAAAAAGUAAAAGAUGCAAAAUUCAGGUUUUCAAAAGAUCAAGAGCGCAAUUUGGAGUAGAUGAGUGGGCAGUUUUCAGGCUUUAUUCCUAAUAAUAUACACGAAGAAAUUACUUAGUUCUGAUUGGUUAAGAUAAAUGCAGUUUUCAGGUAUUUCAGUGCAGAAGAGGGUUAAUUCAGUGCAGAGAAGUAUAACAAACCAGACAUUCUGAUUGGUCAAUAAACAAAGAAAAUCAUAGACAGCCAAUCAAGUGCGAGCCUUAGAUUUCGCAACUUUUGGAUACGCUGAACAUUUGCGAGCAAAACAAUGGUCGGCAUUUCAAUUAGGUUUUCUUUCGCCACCGCAACAACAAUACAGUAGCUGAGAAACAGCUCUAACAACGAAAACGCUGUAAAAAGUACUGCUCUUUGGUGUUCGGAGAAGGGAAUUACAAGGAAAUCGAAAAUUACUAGCCGACCCAGCUUAACACUUAACUCGAGCGAUUCUACGCCGAAACUAGUCACAAACAUGGUUAAACCUCGCAAACGACGAUUCCAUUUCAUCGAAAGUGAUUCGGACAUACACUGAAUGAUUCCUUGAACUGUUUAGCCGGACAUUGGACUUUUUUGCACCUUAAAGAUGUGAAAACAUCAUGGUGUAUAAUUGUUUUUAUUGUACGCGGUUGUUAUGACCGAACGCACAAAGUCACUUGCAGGGUUUGAGUAAAAUUGUAUUUGCACUUGAAGUGUGCGCUUUGCUUCUGCAUGAUUAUGAUAAGCUAUCUCGUAUUUUUUCAUGUAAAUUAUUAAUACGUAAUCAAAUGAUUUUUCUCGUACAAUGUUGAAUAUAUAAGCACUUGUUCAUUUUUCAAAGACCACAAAUUGUAUUCGCCCUACGGGCUAGUGCAAUUUUGUUAGUCUUUGAAAAAAAUUUCAAGUGCUUAUUUAUUCCAAAUUGCACUGGAAAUCAUGUGAUUAUCUCUACAAAUUGCACGUGAAUGAUUCUCUAUUACCUAUAACAUAAUAAUUAUGCGAAAGCAAACAGCUUAUCACGUGCAAAACUGAUUCACUCAAAAUUUACAAAUGCUCUUGUGUUUCAGACAAAAGAGCAAUGUUCAUUAAAAAAAAAAAAGCGAUAUUCUAUUAUGUUUCUUUAUGGUCAUUAAUUUUGAUAUCAAAAGCCCGGAUAAAAAUUAUGUUGCCUCUUUUCGAAUUACCAAUUUUCUACUCUGUAUUUCUUUUCUAUGCAUUGUUUUAUGAAAAAAUGCAUUUCGCAAGUCAAUCAGUUGGAGGUAUUUUUUUCUUAUUCUUAUUGCGUAAAGCUUAACGUCCCUCGAUGUUAUGCCUAUCGAAUAAACUUUUAAGUUUAAAAACAAAUAACACUUUUAUCUUGUAGGUUGUUGUCUAACAAUGAAAUCGAUUAUCUUCCACCAAACAUAUUUCAAAACAUUUCCAUAGUGGGAUCCAUGUAAGUAAGAUUUAAUAUAAUGGCAGGCAAGGAAAGUAAAAUCGAGACAUCUUUACCACGAAUAAAUCCAUGAAGCUCCUAUAGUUUUUUUCUUUUUUUUGUCGUGGUGUACCUUCUGAAUGAUGUUUAACCAGGUAUGAUAGACUUUCCUGGGUUUUUCUUCACUUCCAAAAGGUUCACCUGUUCAUGGAUUUUUAUAAUGGUCAUGUAACGCUUUUGAGUGGUAUACCAUAGAAUAUCCCACGAGUUUUUGUAUUUUCUCGGUAUAUGCAUACCUCUCUGAUCUCCGUCGACCUUUCGAAUCUCUCGAAAAUAAAGUGAUAAUGGCAUAGUGGUCAUCCAAUUAGGCUGGGGGAAUUUCCGUCAGACCUCUUUCCUUUAAAAACGAGUUAGUUGUUGAUUUAAGUCGACAAACUUACUUCCAUCCGAACUCGUUUUCUUCACUGCUCUUAAGUUUCUUCGCCUUUCAGCGAAAAUAUCAACUUCUUGAUCAGUCAACUAUAUCUUUUUGGUUAAAUAUUUAUUUUUACUGAGUUUUCGACCUCAUGAAUUAACGUCCUGGGAAUAUUUGGCUCUGACACGGCUCAAACAACACCUAAAAUGAACUGGAAACGCCGCCACCGCUCGCUGAAUUUCGGCAGAAUAAGAUCAGAAAGGGCGGCUGCAAUACUGUCGAAUAUACAACUGAUUUCUUUUAUUCUGGUUCGUUGUAUUUUUAAUAGUAUGGUACCAACAGCUAUAGAAGUAAAUACUGUAGGUGCGUCUGUUUCUUAUCCCUAAUCUUAUCCAUGUUAUCUUCCUGAUAGUGACUUGUCAUUCAACAAAUUGCAGUCCAUACCAGAUGGCUUAUUCAAUAAGCUUGGAAAAUUACAAAUUCUGUGAGUAAAUAUUCAGCGCACUUUUCCCAAAUUUAUGAUGAAUUAAUUAUGUUGUUACCAGCAAUAUCCUGUUGGAGAAGGAACAUUGCUAUUUGCCCUCCUCCCUUAAAACCAGCCACAGAAAAACGCUUCAAGUAUUUUUAAAUUAACGCUGACUGCUUUCUGGGAGGUUGUUUAAUAAAAAACUUCGAUCUGAUGCCGCAAGCCAAAUUGCGACUUAUCAAAAAGUGAUAUUGAUAUUAUUACUAUUAUCCUCAUAACCAUUAUUAUUGUUAUUCAAAUGGUACAAUUGUUCACAAUGCUCUUUUUUAUAAAUCAAGGAUGAUUAGCUUCAACAACAUAUCCAACAUAAACAAUCAUACUUUUGAAGGACUUUCAAGCUUGGAGACGCUGUAAGCUGGUUUUUUGGUUUUUCAUGUCUGUAAUCCCUCCCUCCCUAAUUAACUCACUCGUUAAUCAAUAAAUCGCCUCUUGGUUUUUAUUUAUGUACUUAUUUCUUUAUUCAAUCAUAUUAUGUCUACAAUCCUUUCUUAAAUAGCUUUUGUGUUUAAUACUCUUAUUCAAUUUACAGGAUGCUGAUAAAGAACAAACUGACUUUUAUUUCCAACGGUGUUUUUGAUGAAACUGCUUUGCAAUCAGUGUAAGUACAUAUACGUUUCAGAAAGUUAACGUAUAUCCUGGAAUAUAUAUAAUAAGCCUAAAUAUUCAAGGAAACCAGUUAAAAGAAAAUAGAGGCUUCAUUGUAAAACACGCGGGGCAUGAUAUAUGGAUGACAACGUCUAUAUAUCAACAUGGUUUGACCACGUAAUCUCCGGGUUGAAUUAGUUGGAACUGAGGAAAAUUCAACCAUCCUAUAAACAUGAAUGUUUCAAUGCGUAACAUAGAUUGCGAGCGCUGACUCCUGUUUGUGUUAACAAUAUGACAAAUUUGACUUGUUUGAAUUUGUUUUGUUUUGUUUAGUUUUUUGUUAUCAUUUCUUCCUUUAUAUAGUUUCCUUCACAGUAAUGCCAUCAAAACGAUUGGAAGUGAAUCCUUCAGCAGACUUAAACUGAAACAAAUGUGAGUAAAUUGAAAAAUAAAGUGAAGUUUUAAACGCUACAAUGAAAUGUAUUAAUCAAGCUUACCAAUUUGGCUUCAAGGGGAUCAUUGAUCUGUGUUUACGGAAUUGUUGCCUUGUGAGACUUUAUUAAUCCUUUACACCCUUAGAGUGAAUAUUCUCCAAACUGUUUUCUAUACGUUUUGUAAGGUGCUGGUAAGGAGAAUCUGUUUAACAAUUAAGAGCUUCUUCGGUUGGCGAUCACCUCUAUUCUUCUCCCGACCUAAGUGUUUAAUUCAGGGAUGAUAUUGUUAGGAGAAAUUGGAUGCCAGUCACUCUAAGGGGUCAAAGGGUAAAUUUUGCACAAAAAACGGUAGCCACAUCAACCAUAUGGUAACAAAAAACAAAACGCCAUGUCUCUAUAAUUAUGUGUAGGCUUGAGUUAAUCAUUAACCUUAUUAUUGACAUUUUUUUCAGUACUAUCUUUGAUAAUCCUCUACACUCGUUACCAGAUGGAAUGUUCGACAAAAUGGACACCGAAACCAAAGUGUAAGUGAAUCCAAAGCACUCGUUUGAAUAUUUUAAAGAUGACUAUCGCCUUUCGAAAGACCACAUCUUGAUUUAACGAAGAUCGUCAAGGUUGUAGGAGAGAUUAAUAAGCUUUUAAAUCUAAGCUGACCUCAAUGUUGUUUUUUCAUCUGUUGAUUUUCUCAUAAGGAUAUGCGAUUGCGUAUUGGUUAACGCACCGGACUCAAAUUGAAUAGACUGGGUUCCAAACAAGCUAAGCGAGUUCAUUAUAUGAUGUUCUCGAGCGGGAGAUUCUACUCCAUAACUCUCCUUACACCUAUAAGAAUAAAUUUGCACGCGAAAAUUGGGCAAAUGGGGUUAAGGUCCUGGAGAAACUAUGGUGCUGCAUGUGUGAGGGUAGGCGGGGGGGAGGCGGGGGAGGGAAAGGGGGAGAAGGGGGGGGAGAAGGGGGGAGAAGGGGGGAGAGGGGGGGAAAAGGGGUCUUAUAAGAUAAUCUGAAAUCACUGCGGUAAGCUGACGUUGAGAGCGUUGGCCCAUCGGCAGAUGGAAUGCUCGUCCCUUUACAGUACAAAAACCGCGAUAAACGACCGCCGUUGGUGGGGACCACAGAUCUUAAGAGUUCGCUCCUGCAAUUAAAAUUAUCAUCAAAAUAAUCUACAGAUCAUUGACAUGUAAAAACCUUCUUCAGCUGCCGAAAGGACAGUAUCAGUCAGUAAUGUGAGUAAACCUAAUGUUGACGUUUUAAGAUGACUUAUUUCAUAUAUCAUAUCUUGGCAUCUGUACUAUUAGAUUCAUUGUUUCCAGACGAUACGCGCUUGAGUCAGGAGCCCAUAAUGGCUCCUGCUAAAGUCUACUGAAUUGAGUAUUUGUUAUAAUUAAAAUUUCAAUUGCUUUCAAUAUUUUGCUAUUUUCUUAAACUUAAGUGACUGUGCCCCCUCCACUACAUUCAAUAUACUUUUGACCGGAGAACAAUCUAGCUACAGUGAUGGCCUGGAAAGUUCAGGCUUUGAGUGCCAUUCCUGUGGGCCUCAUCCCAGUAGCUCCCGAUGUCGUAACUGCUCUCUUUGUCAAGUUGGUUAUUUCAUGCACGCCAAACAGAUGUGUGUCAAGUGUCCUGCAGGUGACAAAAGACAUUUAAAAUGCUUCAUGUCAUAGUUAAUUAAUUUUGGAACAACAACAACAUUACUAGAGAAAAUUCGAGCCGUUGUUAGUUACGUUCUUUUAAUAGAAGAGGUCUCAAGCUUGGUCACUCCAAGUGCUAGUAUCCUAACUUAAAUUUUCCCUCUAUCCCAUUAUCGUUUCCUUUGCUCUCGUUUUUAAAGUUUUCAUCCCUGCCUUCUUUUUUACAUUAGUUGGUUCAGCGUAUAAAGUGAGCUGAUGCCUGUAGGGCCACCGCCAAUAAGGCCAGUUUUCACUCAUAAUAGUUUUAUGUCGUUGCAUCCUUCUUACACAAUAUCUGGUGGCUACCGUUUCAUUUCCGUUUUGGUUUCAUUUCCGGUUUUACGCUACGUUGCGUGUCACGUGACAAUUUGCACGUGCUUUGACAUUUUGGAGAGAGUUUUACCUUCGUGUAGCUGUUUUGGUUCGCAGAACAGUUCUUUAACGUGAUCGUGAUUGUGAUCGUGAUUGCGUUAUUGCGAUUUCCCUUUUUCUUGUACGUUAUCUUGUAAAGGCGAAAGCUACAUAUCUUCACAGGUGGUUUUUAUCAGGAUGAAAUGGGACAAGUUGAUUGCAAAAGAUGCAGCAUUGGUACAUUUGUGUCUGAAACGCGACAUCCUGGGACAAGUCCUACGGACUGUGUGGCAUGUCCAUACGGUAACUGAUGUUUUGUCUCUGAGACACUCUUAAAAUUUUUCACCAUGAAAACUUCUCCCUGCAUGACAUUCCAUGUGUGGUUCAUAGCAUUGCAGAGAAAAGAAAAAAACUUUUCUUCUCAAUCCAAAACGGAAACGGCUGGCAAAUUAAUUUCUCGCCAGUUUGAGUACCGCUGGACGCCAUUUUGCGUCCAGAAGUAGAACCUAUCCUUGGAGCUAAUUCCUAACUAACUGUAAGCGGUUUGAUGAGUUGAAUUUAUUUUUAAGGUUGGUUUUGCGCCUUUGUACCAAAUAAUGUGAAUAAACUAUUUAUCUAAAUUGCAGGUACUCUCUCCAACGAGACUGCGGAAUAUCGAGCAUGCAGAUGCCUUCAAAACUUUUAUCGGUUGGAUCGUUUUGGUCCGUGCUCAGCAUGUCCACCACACGGUUUUGUUUGUGAGAAUGAUACAGCAAUACUUGCUCCUAACUUCUUCUGGAAAUGGUCAAAUCAGUCUGAAAAAGAAUUCUUUAAAGGUUUUGUUAAUAACAUCCACUCUUCUAAACAAGACUACGACAAGUUAUAUUCUACGUUUAAUACUUUACUUCCAAACCCACUCAAAUGUCCUUAUGCCAGGUCUUGCGAGGGUGGAAUCGACUCUAAAUGCCAUCAUGGAUAUAAAGGAGUUCUGUGUGCAACCUGCUCUAACGGCUUUUAUUUCCGAUUUCACGCUUGCUUGAAAUGUCCACGGUUAACUAUAACAGUUACUUCGUCCAUCUUGGUAAUUGCUCUUUUUGUUGCUGUGUUUCUAAUGGUUCUUUGGGGUGACUCCAAACGUGCAGAGAAUAACCGGACGGUUGCAGAUGUCGUCAUGUCGUGCUUUAAGAUUGUGAUUGGUUUUUACCAAGUCAUUGCUGGAAUUUUCUCGGCAUUAGCGAAAGUCCAGUGGCCAGUCAUUUUGAUCUCAACGGAGAAGGUUCUAAAAGUGUUUGAAGGGAACAUCUUGCAGUUUGCGCCACUAAGCUGCAUUCAUUCUUCCCUGCGUCUCGAUGAGCUCGGAAAGUUCACAGUGAUCGUUGCUUUAAAUGUCCUACUUGUCGGCUUGAUUUUCCUUUAUCUUUUCGUUAAAAGACGCUACAUUAUAAACAAAACUGACAGUACGGAAAGCCAAAAAAUGAGGGAAGUUAAGAGUUUGAAGAAAUCUUGCUAUCGGAACAUUUUCCUAUUGUUGUUAACGACUUACCCCACGACGAGCAAGUCGAUUAUUCAAAUUCUACCUCUUCCCGGUGCGUGUGUAGAAACGUGUUUCUCAAACGAAAAGCUCGACUGUAUCUUCCUUCUGAGAGCUGACUACUCUAUCCAGUGUUUCACUCCUCGCCACAGCUUGUAUUGGCUCAUGGCCUCUAUUCUGGCAUUAUAUCCCGUAGGAUUUCCACUUUUGGCUUUGUUUCUCACUUACAAAUAUCGGGAGUCCCAUGAAAACGAAACAGUCUCUUUCGGGCUCAGAGUGUUCUUUGAAAACUACAAGAAGAAAUUUUGGUUUUGGGAGAUCAUAGAGAUGUACCGCAAACUGAUAUUGAUCUCAUUGAUUUUCCUAUUUGGAUCUAAAAGCCUUCCUCAAAUCGGUCUCACAGUUCUGACAGUCAGCGUCUUUGGAGUGCUCUACACCGUAUUCCGACCAAUCAAGGACAAGUUUGAAGACCGCUUACAAACAUUUGUUCUUUGGAUAAUUUUCUUUGACGUUUGUCUUGGUGCAGUUUACACAAACCGGGAUGAGAGUCAAGGAGGGGACAAGAACGACUCCAUCUUUGUAAAUGUCCUGUUCGUGGUCCUUAACGCCUCUAUAUUGUUAUUUGCCAUUGGUAAGUCAUAGCGCUGCUCUUUACGUUUUAUCGAUCAAUUUAACUUUACAUUCACAUAUAUUAAAAGUGCAAAUAGCAAUUACCGGGAAGUUUUAAGGAAUUCGAAGUGGGAUGUCUAAAUGUCGCGUCUGUGCAAUUGAACAUCAUAUGUUGUGUAUAUUUAGGCAUUUCCACUUUGCUUUUUCAUAUUGCUUCAUAUUUUGUCAUUCCGUUCUUAGUUAUGUUAUCACCGAAAACUAAGUGUUUUUGUAUUCUUAGAGCAAUUACUUCGGAGAAAAUCUUGCAUGUUAUUGUAUAAAAGCAAUUAAUGCAAUAUAGCUGGCACUCUUCGGUAGAAAGCUUUGCAGUUAUCGUUCGUCAUACAACCUAAUUGGAUUAGUGAAUAAUAUUAGUUGCUCAGAUCACUAAGUUUUCCUCAGUUAUUCAAGCAGCCAGCACGAAAACUGUCCAUAUAUAUCUUGCUUGAGAGUCAUGCCUUAUCAAAUACCAAGAAAACGCCUCAGUGAAUAUAAUAAGCUUCUAUUUUAUACAUACUGAGAUUAACACUGUGAAGUACUAUUGUUCGUGUCUCUGAUUGGACGAAAGAUGUAUUUUCACAAUCGUUCACUUCCCUUCUUUGAAAUGGGUCGGUCAUUAAGAAAAAAUGAUGAGAAUACACUCCCUCCCAUAGCCUUAGACAAGUCAAGAAGAAUUGUUCUUAAAAAAAGUCAGAAUGCGAGUUAUUGGGAAAUUUUGGUUAACCCUAACCCUAAGAGGUUUCUCGUUAGCACGUUAUACAAAAAUACAAAUGUCAUUGAAAAAUUGAUAAUUAUGCUAUUCUGUUCUUAUCUUUUACUGCGUCAGGAAAGGGAAUAUCACAUGUGAAGUUAUUUCGCAAGUACUUUUCCUUCUGCCCGAUGAGAUGUUUCAAUUUCCUUCGCCAAGGACUGGCGCCUCUUAAGAAUAAAGCGGUCACCACAACACCUGAAGAAUCAUUCUUGAUCUAG